AACCAAAUCCACUUUUAUUAUUAUUAGCAAAUCAGCCGGACAGAUCCAUUCAUCAUUGAAGUAAACAAUAUAUAUAUUGUCAUUCAUUCUUACAUACCAUAUUUAUCACAUUAUUUACCAUAUAUAUAAUUUCAUUAACAUAUAUAUAUAUAUAGAUAUUCGUCCAAUGACUUCUUAAAUUUACUCUAAAGAACAAUAUCUUCUCUCUUACUAACCGUUUUACCCAACGCCAACUCUAUUUUCAUCUUCUUCUUCUUCUUCUUCACAAUGAAGAAAUCAUCAGGCCGUCAAAAAAUCGAAAUCAAGAAGCUAAAUGUGAAGAGUAGGCGGCAAGUAACCUUCUCCAAACGCCGUGCCGGACUCUUCAACAAGGCAGCGGAACUCUCCAUUCUUUCCGGCGCUGAGAUUGCUAUCCUCGUCUUCUCUUCCACCGGCAAAAUCUAUACAUUCGGACAUCCUAACGUUGAUAUGCUCAUAGAUCGUUUCCUGACGUCGAAUUUUGUUCCGACGAAGCCGGCGGAAGCCUACCUCCCUUUGGAGGAGUUGAAUCGUGAUUUGAAGGAUGCGACUGCGGAGUUUGAAAUAGAGAAGAUGCGGGCUGAGAGAAUGAGGAAUACCGGGGGGUUUUGGUGGGAUGAGACGGAGAUGGAAUGUAUGGGAAUUGAGGAGUUGAAGCGAUUCCGGUCGUCGUUGAUGGAACUCAGGGGAAAAGUUGCGGAGAAAGUGGAGGAAUUGGCGGCGGUGAAUCAAGAGGUUCUAAUCACUUCCCCGUCGUUUCAUCAUCACGCGACGACGAUUGAGGAUUUGGGCUCUCAAUCCAUUCAACUUCCUCUUCCAUCUUCGAUCUUCUUCAUUUCGUUGACCUCCGCCAUUUUCAUUCCCCUUCAGUUCUUCCCAAUGGCAAAAUCACCUUUCCUACUACUCCCUGCAAUUCUCCUCCAUUUCUUUCUCUCCGCCGAUCCCAUCUCCCCCAAUCCUCUCAUUACUCCUUCGCAUCGCGCCAUGGUGUUGCCUCUUUACCUCUCUUCCUCUAAUUCCUCCAAAUUCAUUUCCAAUCCUCACCGCCAUCUCCGCCAAUUCCCCACUUCGGAUAAUCGCUCCAACGCUCGUAUGCGCCUCUAUGACGACCUCCUUCUAAAUGGGUAUUAUACCACUCGGCUUUGGAUCGGAACUCCACCGCAGCAAUUCGCGCUUAUUGUUGAUACGGGGAGUACGGUUACUUAUGUUCCUUGUUCAACUUGCGAACAGUGUGGGAGACAUCAGGACCCGAAGUUUGAUCCAGAAUCGUCAAGCACUUACAAACCUAUUAAAUGCAAUAUUGAUUGCACUUGUGACAGUGAUGGAGUGCAGUGCGUCUAUGAGAGGCAAUAUGCUGAAAUGAGUACUAGUAGUGGUGUCCUUGGUGAGGAUGUUAUAUCCUUUGGCAAUCAGAGUGAACUCAUACCACAGCGUGCUGUGUUUGGUUGUGAGAAUAUGGAAACUGGUGAUCUUUUUAGUCAACGUGCUGAUGGAAUUAUGGGUUUGGGUACUGGUGAUCUUAGUCUUGUCGACCAACUAGUUGAAAAAGGUGCGAUCAAUGAUUCUUUCUCAUUGUGCUAUGGUGGUAUGGAUAUUGGUGGAGGUGCUAUGGUUCUUGGUGGAAUCUCUCCUCCAUCGGAUAUGAUUUUUACCUACUCAGACCCUGUCAGAAGUCCAUAUUACAAUGUUGAUUUGAAGGAGAUACAUGUUGCGGGUAAGAAGUUGCCUCUGAGCUCAAGCAUCUUUGAUGGAAGAUAUGGUACUGUCCUGGAUAGUGGUACGACUUAUGCUUACCUACCAGCAGAAGCCUUCGGAGCUUUCAAGGAUGCUAUUAUGGAUGAGCUUCAUUCUUUGAAGAAGAUUGAUGGUCCUGACCCAAAUUUUAAGGAUAUAUGUUUUUCUGGUGCUGGAAGUGAUGCUGCUGAAUUAUCAAACAUAUUUCCGACAGUUGACAUGGUAUUUGAAAAUGGGCAAAAGUUGUCUCUAGCACCAGAAAAUUACUUUUUCCGGCACUCGAAGGUGCACGGUGCAUAUUGUCUGGGAAUUUUUGAGAAUGGAAAUGAUCAAACCACUCUUCUAGGAGGAAUUGUUGUCCGCAACACUUUAGUGAUGUAUGACAGAGCACAUUCAAAAAUUGGAUUUUGGAAAACCAACUGUUCUGAGUUAUGGGAAAGGCUUCGCACUUCGGAUGAUAAUGCCCAUGCUCCUUCAAUUUCAACUAAAUCACAUGGUUCAGAUAUGGCACCUGCAUCAGCUCCAAUUGAGUCACCACAUUAUACGAUCCCAGGAGAGCUCCAGAUUGGGCGUAUCACAUUUGAGAUCUUGUUGAACAAAAGCUACACAGAUCUGGAGCCUCAUAUUACAGAACUUUCUGAUCAUAUUGCUCAAGAGUUAAAUGUUAGUCAUUCGCAGGUACUUUUAUUGAAUUUUACCAUGAGAGGAAAUGAUUCACUUAUUAAGUUGGCCAUAAUCCCUUAUGGAUCUUCAGAAAUUUUCUCACAUGCGACUGUCAAUACGAUAAUUUCCAAGAUCGUCGAGCAUCACAUGCAGCUACCUCCUACAUUUGGAAGUUACCAGGUCGUUCGAUGGAAUGUUGAACCUCCAAUGGAAAGAUCAAUGUGGAAACGACUCUAUGUUCUGGUGGGUUUAGCUAUUAUUGUCAUCUUUAUUCUUGGGCUGUCAGCAUUGGGAGCAUGGUUUAUUUUGAGAAGUAGACAACAAGCCAUCAAUUCAUACAAGCCUGUCAAUGCAGCAGUUCCAGAGCAAGAACUCCAGCCACUGUAAAAAAAGAAAAAUCCUUACCAACGCAUUUUUGCUUUGUUCAUUAAUCAUUAAUCAUUGGGGGAGAACUUGGAAGAAUUAUUGUUUUUCAGGUUUUGUUUUCCUUUUAUGUUCAGAUGUUCUAACCUUACGCAAAUUGUAAGUUCCCUUUUUUUUUUUCACUUGGGUGAGUGGAAUACUUUGAUUCUAUGGUGGUACUACUUUUAACGAGAAUAUUCUUUUUGUUUCUUUCAAA
Messenger RNA from Cucumis melo (muskmelon), 3034 nucleotides. RefSeq lists its product as uncharacterized. The transcript has 13 exons. The record is from RefSeq and is a predicted model, not a curated record. The coding region runs from base 268 to 2802 and encodes 844 amino acids. Gene Ontology annotation, molecular function: aspartic-type endopeptidase activity; protein dimerization activity; RNA polymerase II transcription regulatory region sequence-specific DNA binding. NCBI's taxonomy places the organism in Eukaryota, Viridiplantae, Streptophyta, Magnoliopsida, Cucurbitales, Cucurbitaceae. Gene Ontology annotation, biological process: positive regulation of transcription by RNA polymerase II; proteolysis.